AUGGACAUGCCACAUGAUAUGCCUAUGGUGAUGAAUAUGGUAAUGAAGAUGAAUUUCUACUGGGGUAAAGAUGUGACAAUUUUAUUCAAAGGAUGGCCAGACAACAACCUAGGCAUGUAUAUAUUGUCUUUGUUCUUUGUUUUCUUUAUGGCCUUUGGUGUCGAGAUUAUGUCGAUGGGUCCGAUAAUGAUGAACAAGAGGCCCAUAGCUGGUGGACUGAUUCAAGAUGGGAUUUAUUAUAGUGUUCGAAUGGUUCUUGUUUAUUUUGUUAUGCUUGCUGUUAUGUCCUUCAACAUUGGUAUUUUCAUUGUUGCUAUUUUAGGCCAUGGUUUGGGCUAUUGCUUUGUUAAAUUCCGUAAACUUGCCUCCGCUGAUUCUCCAACAGACACCACGGGAUCAAAUGCUUCUGAUCCUAAAGUUUAA
Messenger RNA from Lycium ferocissimum, 423 nucleotides. Its product is annotated as copper transporter 1-like. Gene Ontology annotation, cellular component: plasma membrane. Gene Ontology annotation, molecular function: copper ion transmembrane transporter activity. The coding region runs from base 1 to 423 and encodes 140 amino acids. Gene Ontology annotation, biological process: intracellular copper ion homeostasis; copper ion transmembrane transport. NCBI's taxonomy places the organism in Eukaryota, Viridiplantae, Streptophyta, Magnoliopsida, Solanales, Solanaceae. The record is from RefSeq and is a predicted model, not a curated record. The transcript has a single exon.